This is a messenger RNA of Rotaria sp. Silwood2, 867 nucleotides long. The record is from the annotation of a GenBank genome assembly. Lineage: Eukaryota; Metazoa; Rotifera; Eurotatoria; Philodinida; Philodinidae.
AUGAAUGAUAAUGAAGUCGUUGCAAUAGAAUUAAGUACAACAUCAUCACUUAAGUCAAUCAUUAUCGCAUCAAUUUAUGUUCCACCAAAGGCCAAAAUAUGUUCCGAAAUCUUCCACAAGUUACACCAGUUAAAUAACAAUUGUAUGAUAGUAGGUGAUCUUAACGCUGCACUUCAGCAAAUGGGAUCCCGAAAAACAAAUGCAAGAGGAAGACAAUUACAAGAACUGUUAGAAGAGGGUUAUAUUUAUUGCAUCGAAGAUGAUAGUACAACAUACGAGAGAAACGAUUAUGAAGAAAAACUGGACUGGAUAUUAGCCAGUCAACCACUAUUGUCAUUUAUCUCAAAUGUUGAAACACAUCCGACAAUCGGUGCAUUUUCUGGCCACAAACCGUUAACCUUCGAAUUAUCUAUUGGAAUGGAACCAAAACCAACAUCGCCUCGAAUAUCAUUUAAUUUUAAAGCUGCUAAUUGGAUCAAAUUUAGAAAAAUUUUAAAUGAACAAUUACAACUAUGGGAUAUUACGCACACAAUCAACACAUCGGUAGAUAUAGAAGAAUACAAUUCAUUCAUUACAAAGAGCCUUUUAUCAGCAACAUACCAAGCCAUACCAAAAUCGAAACAAGCAAAUUGCAACUACACAAUCAGUGAAGCUACAAGAUGCUUGAUCAAAUUUAAGCAUCAACAUUACAGAAAAUGGAAAAAGACCGGUGAAAAUUCAGAAAAACAGCAAUAUUACAAAUACAAGUUACUUUUGACUAAUUCACUUCGAAACGAUCGUAAAGAUCAUUUCAAGAACUUUAUGAUGUCAUUAUGUCAAAAGAAAAUGUAUUCUGAAUCAGUAUGGCUAACAAAUCAUGAAAUAUAA